AUGGCCAAUAAAACAAUAUGUCUUGUAGCCUCCAAAUUAGGACUAAGCGAAGAAGAUAAAGUUUUAAAUAAAGCAGCUGAAUUCCAAAGAUUGCUUCAAGUCAAAAGCACAGCUGGCAUAAACCUAACAGACACAAGUAAAGUUGUUAUAUGUUUAGAUUUAGCUGCUGGUCUUCUAGGAGCUGAUUUAGACACAAAAUCGGCGAUUAAAUAUUCGGGUCUAAAGCCAUCUGCAUAUGCAAACACCAAAAAAGUAGUUGAAAACCUUUUGGAGCUGAACUGUGACAGAUUAACUACCAAUAUGUUAUGUGUGACGCUGCAAUGUAAUGGUGUACAGGAUUUGGCUGAAAAGAUACUGCAGGAGUACCAAAGGCUUUCUAAAAUGGAAGUUGAUUUAAAUCUACCGCAAUAUGUAUGCAUGGCAGUACAUCAAGCUUGUAGGAUUAAUAAAGUAAAAAUUACAAAGAGUAAAUUAUUAGAAAAGUCGAGACUGAAGCCAGCACAGUUUUCUAAGUUGGAUGCAGAGUGGACAAAGUUCACUGACUUACACUUUGCUGUCAAGAAGAAGAAAGGGAGGCAAGCUACUAACAUUGUUGACAACGUGGAGGCAGAAGAGAGCAUGGAGGUUGACGUACCUAAGAUGAAUGAACACUCACAGGAAAAAAUAGAAUCUUAUGAAGACUGGAAAAAACGUAUGUUAGAAACAGCUUACAAAGAGUUAAAAGAAUUGGAAAAAGUUGAAAGAAAUAGUGUAACCCCUAGAAAAUCUCCUCGGAAAUCUGUUCAGAAGUUUUCUCCUUACAAAAGCCCUAGUAAAGCGAAUAUCAAGUCCAAUGGUGUUAGAUUGUUAUUUCCUAUAGAUUUAUGA
Arctia plantaginis is the source of this 867-nucleotide messenger RNA. NCBI's taxonomy places the organism in Eukaryota, Metazoa, Arthropoda, Insecta, Lepidoptera, Erebidae. The record is from the annotation of a GenBank genome assembly.